AUGGAAAACUUAGAAAAUUUGGAAACUAUUGAAGACAGGUACUAAAAGAUCAAAAAAAUAGGAGAAGGUACAUACGGAAAAGUAUUCUAAGCGAAAGAUUUAAAAACUGAUUAAAUAGUAGCCUUAAAGAAAGUGAAGAAUGACUAUGAAGAAAUUGGUGACGAAGGUAUUCCUUCAACAGCUCUCAGAGAAAUUUCUUGCUUAAAAGCACUGGAUCAUCCUAAUGUGGUUAAAUUGGUUGACGUUGUUUACAUUAUGAAAAAGAAUAAGCUUUAUCUUGUUUUUGAAUACAUAGACUACGAUCUAAAAGCAUAUCAGAAAAAAAUUGGAAAAAUACCUGAGCAGACAGUAAAGUCGUACAUGCACCAGAUCUUAAAAGGGAUUGAGCAUUGCCAUUCUAGGAGAAUAUUUCAUAGAGAUUUGAAGCCUUAAAAUAUAUUAGUUAAUAACAAGGGUGAUAUUAAGAUUGCAGAUUUUGGCCUUGGCAAAAUAUUUGGAAUCCCUCUUAACACUAUCACUCAUGAAGUAGAAACUCUAUGGUACAGAGCUCCUGAGAUACUUUUAGGUGAUAAACUUUAUUCGCUCCCUGUUGAUGUUUGGUCUAUAGGGUGUAUAUUUGCUGAGUUGAUUAUAGGUCAUCCUCUUUUUCAUGGAGAUAGUGAAAUUGAUUAGAUUUUCAAAAUAUUUUAGUUUUUUGGCACUCCAAAAUCUUCAAAGUUAGAAGGCACUUAUAAUUUAAAAUAUUGGUCAAAUCUAUUUCCACGCUUUAAAUCCUAAAAAGAUGAAAUUUUAAAGCCAAUAAUUGAGACCGAUCCUCAAGCAGCUGAUUUGCUAGUAAAGUUAAUAGACAUUGAGCCUGCCAAGAGAAUAUCUGUGAGCCAGGCCUUAAAGCAUCCUUAUUUCGAUAAUAUCUAAUCACCAUUGAACAGCUAGAUAUUUAAUUUUUGA
Molecule: messenger RNA, 948 nt
Organism: Tetrahymena thermophila SB210
Lineage: Eukaryota; Ciliophora; Oligohymenophorea; Hymenostomatida; Tetrahymenidae
Product: cyclin-dependent kinase-like Serine/Threonine kinase family protein
Exons: 4
Biological process (GO): protein phosphorylation
Cellular component (GO): nucleus
Molecular function (GO): cyclin-dependent protein serine/threonine kinase activity; ATP binding
Source: RefSeq, a predicted model, not a curated record